UAUCGGGUCACACCGCGACCACGUCAUGGGACCCCCAUUCCUCGCUCUACUCGACAGCGAGCCAGCAGAGGACAGUGUUUUACGGGCACUCUCCCGCGUUACAUCCUUGAUAGUCCGGUCCAGCCAAGCUGUUCCAGAUUACCUGAACCGAUAUGUUCUCGUGGACGACACUUCACUCGACCGAGAUCAGAUCAUCGCCACCCUUGAUGACGGCGCAGAAAAGGCGAUCGUCCCGUUAACUCUCGCCAAAAAAUUGGUCGCGCAGGUGCCCGACUCACUCCGCAACGCGGUCUGCGGGGUCUUGGUAAAAAUGCUCGCGGUCGAUAUUGACCUUAUCCAGUCCAUAUCCACCUUCGUUGGCUCGACUAUAUAUGUCUUGCCUACGGACAAUCCAUCUACCUCAUUGAUCGCGAAACUAGCUGCGAUCGGGGCGUCACUUGUUAUCCCUCUUCAUCAGCUCACCACCAAUGCCACAUCGCAGACCCAGAUUAACAUUGGGGACGCUUUCCUUUCUCCCCUAAUCUCAGACAGGUCUGAUGGACUCUUCCCUACCGUUGUUACCUCUUACCCGGAAGGAGGGAAAGCGCUUGGCCUAGUCUACUCCUCUCGGGAGUCCGUCAAGGAAUCUAUUGUGUCCGGUAAAGGCGUGUACCAAUCACGCAAACACGGGAUGUGGCGCAAGGGCGAGACGUCAGGUGCAACGCAGGACGUGAUCCAAAUCUGCACGGACUGUGAUUCCGACUCCCUCGAAUUUCGUGUAGUUCAACACGGCGCAGGGUUCUGCCACCUGAACAGACCGUCGUGUUUCGGCGAUGUUGGUGGUCUCUCUGCACUCGAGCGCACGCUCAGGGCUCGUCUGGCGGAUGCCCCAGAGGGCUCCUAUACAAGCAGACUGUUUAAAGACCCUGCGCAGACGAACUUUGCCGCGCAGGAAUCCAAGGAAGAGAUCGUGUUUGAAGCUAGCGAUCUGAUUUACUUUGCCUUGACUCGAUGCGUUGCCGCGGGAGCAGGUUUGAGAGAUAUCGAGCAGUCGCUGAACAGGAAGGCACUAAAAAUCACGAGGAGGUCGGGGAAUGCCAAAUCCCAAUGGGUAUCGGGAGUGGAUAACCCUCCACAAGUCGCGCCUCAGAAUACUGUUGUGUCUGAUUCUCCUGUUGCUGGUGCAGACAGGUCGAUCUGUAUGCGGACUGUCGAUUUGGCUACCACUGUGCCGGAAGAAAGAAAGCGGCUGCUCAAGCGUCCUGUCUUGCGCUCCGAUGAAAUGAUUUCCAAGGUUAAACCAAUCGUUGAUGACGUUCGUGAGCGAGGAGAUGCCGCGCUACUUCGCCUCACGGCCAAAUUCGACAAAGUACAACUUGAUGCACCCGUCCUCCUCCCACCUUUCUACCCUCCGCCACUUUCAGCUGCAGGAAAACACCAAAUGGAUCAUGCUGUCAAAGAUGCAAUCGACACAGCAUAUGCGAACGUGCGCAAGUUCCACGCAGCACAAAUCGAUGGCAAGGCCCUGGUUGUGGAGACCACGCCCGGGGUAACUUGCUCACGAUUCGCACGUCCAAUCGCGCGUGUGGGGCUCUACGUACCUGGAGGAACCGCUGUGCUACCGUCGACGGCUCUCAUGCUUGGUGUUCCUGCACAAGUAGCAGGAUGCGAGCAGAUCGUGAUUGCCACUCCCCCUCGCCUAGACGGCAGCAUCUCUCCUGAGGUCCUGUACGUAGCUCAUUUGGUAGGGGCUCAUGCCAUCCUAAGGGCGGGUGGUGCCCAGGCCGUUGCAGCCCUCGCCUAUGGCACACAAACAUGUCCCAAGGUUGAUAAGAUUUUCGGACCUGGUAACCAAUGGGUUACAGCAGCCAAGAUGCUCGUUCAAAACGAUACUGAAGCCCUGGUAUCGAUCGACAUGCCAGCGGGGCCAUCUGAAGUGUUGGUCAUUGCAGAUGAUGAUUCGCACCCUGCCUUCGUUGCUGCUGACCUGCUUUCGCAAGCUGAACAUGGCGUGGACUCGCAAGUCGUCUUGGUUGGCGCGGCGUUGUCGGAUGCCAAGCUAGCUGCAGUGGAGGCAGAAGUCGACAAGCAAGCCCGUGCACUGUCUCGAGUUGACAUCGUUCGGGAGAGCAUAUCCCGAAGCCUAAUCAUCAAAACGCAGAGCGUGCAAGAGGCACUGCAAUUCUCCAAUGAGUAUGCACCAGAGCAUCUGAUCUUGCACUUGCGAGACGCAUCCACGCUGGUCAAUCGGGUCAAAAAUGCGGGAAGCGUUUUCGUCGGUCCAUAUACUCCUGAAAGUUGCGGCGACUAUGCAUCGGGGACGAACCAUACCCUUCCGACUAACGGAUACGCGCGACAGUUUAGCGGCGUGAACACCCAGUCGUUCCAAAAGCACAUAACCUCACAGGAGAUCACGAAGGAGGGAUUGGAGAGAUUGGGACCCGUUGUCGCUAUACUGGCAGAUUGCGAAGGGCUCCAGGCACAUGCAAAUGCAGUGCGGAUACGUUUAGGGGUCUGAGCCUCACAGCCCUCGGGUUAUACUUAGGAUACACUCAGCUAUCCUUGUGCAUCUUCUGGAGUUAUUUCAGCCUGGUCAUUGUAAACCCACGCCGCCAAAAAGUGUCGUCACGUCA
Pisolithus orientalis is the source of this 2612-nucleotide messenger RNA. RefSeq names its product histidine biosynthesis trifunctional-protein. Gene Ontology annotation, biological process: L-histidine biosynthetic process. The record is from RefSeq and is a predicted model, not a curated record. Gene Ontology annotation, cellular component: cytoplasm. Gene Ontology annotation, molecular function: NAD binding; histidinol dehydrogenase activity; phosphoribosyl-AMP cyclohydrolase activity. Bases 26 to 2497 code for a protein of 823 amino acids. NCBI's taxonomy places the organism in Eukaryota, Fungi, Basidiomycota, Agaricomycetes, Boletales, Pisolithaceae. The transcript has 5 exons.